AUGAAUUGGACUGAAGGUGCACUGGCUCGCCACUCUCGCCGUAAAGGCUGGGACAAGGACGCCGCUCGGCAAAAACAAUACUUUGCCAAAGCCAGAGCCAGGAAGAAUGCCCCCUCAUCAAGCAAAGGCCUGGACAUUGUAUCCUUUGUCCCCGAUUACAUUAAGCAGUCACAACCACAACAACCCCAGGACCACUACUCGGCCUCUUCGACUUCCGCAAAGAAACAAAAAACACCAAAGAGAAAACUCAUACAUAUGCAGAAUGAUGCUAAUAAAACACCUCAUCGCGACCUCUUUCAGGGUAUCAACGUUGAACUCCCGAAGCCUGGUGGCGAACUUUCCCCGGCAUAUCAGUCCAAGAAAGACCAUCAAGAACUGGACAUCGCGGUCAAAAGGCGUAAAUUGCUUGAAAAAGAUGACUGGACGGGUGUAAACACUCAGAAGCCUUUGGUGGCAAACUCUACUUGGCGAAAAGACCGUUCUCCCCGACCACGAGGAACCGUCAACUUCAGGCAAGAUCUCACAUUUAUUCCCCCAACACACGAUCAAUAUGGCCACUAUAAUAAGAGAACGCUGGGUGGACUGUCUAACGAAGAAAUGAGAAUCAACAUCGGAAGUCAACACCUUCGCUGGAGCUGGGAAAGCAGCUCUGUGCGAAGCUUUGACACACGACAAGGCCUCCCUGGUCACAUUGAUUCGAGCCCAGAUAGAUCACUGAACAUAGGAACAAUGCCGCCUUACCAACUACCACCGAAUGUACAAACACUUACAAGGGUUACAAUAAGGCCCCGAAAGUGCAACAAUAGCCCGGAUCGGCUUGAUUCUCGAAACAAACUAUCAAGCCUCUCGAAGAGCGCCCUGAAUACUACACAUGGAAAUAGUAACCGAGGACUGAAUAGGCGGGAGGAGUCCGAUAAACCGAGAUUCGUUGCAAAUGCUCACAUAGCUAUCAUACAUCAACCACAACCGACCAAGGGGACACAACCCUCGAUGUUCAACAUACGUUCACCUGACUUGGAGGAGAAUAUGAGUACCACUGCUGUUCUGGGCGCUCCAACGCGAUCUUCCAAGCGUAUCACUACCAAAGAUAUACGGUGGAAUUCAUGGUUGAACUCCAAGGCCAUAAUAUCAUCAAAAGAGCCAGCUCAAACGAACGAAAUGAGCGAGUCCCCAAGGUCUAUUAGCCCUGGAAUCAGCCACUUUUGGAACUCAUCAGAGGAACAUUCGCAAACACAAAGCCCGGUCCAACCCCGAACUACACGACAGAGAUUGCUGAGUCAAACUGAUGAGCCACAACUACAAUCAUGCGAAAGCAGGUCGUCUAAUGCCAUUUCAUCUGACAAUAUACAAAACGAGGUGUUAAGUUCCGAACCAAAACUCCCUGAAGUACAGACAGAAGACGACUCACCUUCUCCCAUUACUCUAGAAACUCACGAACCACUCAAGAACCUGAACCAUGAUAGACGGCAUGCCUGUGUCAAGCGCCGAAGUGACUGGGUACUUUCGGCUCGGCCAAAUCCACACAAGACUACCAAUUGUCGAGACUUGCUAGACUUAUUAAGUGAGAACGAAGACAGUAAUGGAGCAGUGACUGAAAAGGACACUGACAGGAAGACGACACUAAAUCCGGAAGACGAGAACGAAAUUUGGAAAAGGUUUGUUUUCGAUAACAAUAUCGCUGAGACUACCCGCAGAGCCCUCGACGAGGCGAAGGAGCAGACCAGGCGCGAACUGGGUCUCGAAAGGACAAAUAGUCCUUGUACAUUUCAGGAUUUACCACUAGCCUCGAGCCCAACAGCAGCGCGAAGUGAUGUUGCUGAGCCCCCCUCAGUGUCACGAGACAGCUCAUUAUCGAUGAAACAGACACUUGGUAUCGCGGACGAUGAGAUGGGAAGACCUUCAAGCACAGACCCAGACUCAGACCUGGAGGAUCAGUCACUCUCGGAGGUCACCGCAAGGGUAGAUACCACAGAUGCCAACGGCUCGAUCAUUGCUCAGCCCUCGUCGCCAGAACCGAUACAGGCCGAGUUCAAAUUCCACCAGCCUCAACUCUUCAUUGGAAGAUUAGCUGCUGGUGCCCCCUCUGAUAAACCACCCGUAACCUUCUAUGAACCAAAGAAUGGGAAACGAUGGAAGAAGCGCAGGGACAAAGGGCGGCCCGAUUUCCGCGCCAUGCCCAACUAUGACGAUGAUCCAAUUGAGGAAGACUAA
This is a messenger RNA of Fusarium venenatum, 2211 nucleotides long. RefSeq lists its product as uncharacterized. NCBI's taxonomy places the organism in Eukaryota, Fungi, Ascomycota, Sordariomycetes, Hypocreales, Nectriaceae. The record is from RefSeq and is a predicted model, not a curated record.